Molecule: messenger RNA, 1509 nt
Organism: Homalodisca vitripennis (glassy-winged sharpshooter)
Lineage: Eukaryota; Metazoa; Arthropoda; Insecta; Hemiptera; Cicadellidae
Gene: ND-42
Product: NADH dehydrogenase [ubiquinone] 1 alpha subcomplex subunit 10, mitochondrial
Exons: 6
Coding region: 153-1376 (407 amino acids)
Biological process (GO): mitochondrial electron transport, NADH to ubiquinone
Cellular component (GO): cytoplasm
Source: RefSeq, a predicted model, not a curated record
GUGCUUCUGCUGUUUUGUAUCUGUGCUGUGAGUGGUCUGCUGUUAUUUUAAUGUCUGCUAUGGUGUUAAUUUAGUAGAAUUUAAAUUCUUAUAAUAUACAGUGUAUUAGGAUAUAUUUGUGAGCUAUAUAUUCAUAGGAUUUAUUUUCAGCAAUGGCCAUCAUAAUUUUGGGAUUAAACAUUCCAAAAGUGGUAGGGAAAAUUACCCCAGCUUGUAAAAAAUUAUUGACCUCUCAAGGAAAUCUGAAACUUCCAGCUAUAGGUUCAAGAAGGUCAAUUUGUGGGAAAACUUUAAGGGAUCCUGAUGUUAAAAGACCACCCCCUUUUCCUUAUAAAGAGAAGAGAUACACUAUGCUUCGAAGUUGGUUUGAUAGAACAACACAUAGAUUUGAUGAAAAUUCCAAGAUAAUUGUGGUUGAUGGGGCUGUUGCUUCAGGCAAAUCUGCUGUUGCAAAGCAGCUUGCAGAAGAAUUGGAUAUGUUGUACAUGCCAGAAGCAAACAUGGAUAUGAUAUAUAUAAAUCCAUAUGGCUAUAAUAUGAGACAGUUGGAUCCCCAACUACCAGAAUCUUGUCAAUCCUUUGAUACCAGGGAUUUUUGUUUGAAUCCCAACCAUUUGAAUGCAGCUGGUUUACAGCUAAUGUUAUACAGGUUAAAGUUUGCACAGUACAUUGAUGCAUUGGCUCAUGUAAUGAAUACAGGACAAGGAGUGGUCCUGGACAAAUCAUGUUACAGUGACUUUGCAUACAUCGAGGCAAUGGCAAAAGAAGGAUUCAUUUCAAAGGCUGCUCGAAGCGUCUACUAUGACGUAAAGAGGCACACGAUUGAUGAAUUGAUGAGGCCUCACCUGGCUAUCUACCUCGAUGUGCCGGUUGAUAAAGUUCAAGAGAAGAUCAAGAAAAGAGGUCGCCCUCAUGAACAGAACUCCAAAGCACUUUCAGCUUCCUUCCUUACGACACUUGAAGAAGCCUACAAAAGGCAGUAUCUGAAAGAAGUGAGCGCCCACAGUGAACUGCUGAUCUAUGACUGGUCUGAUGGAGGAGAUGUGGAAGUUGUGGUGGAGGACAUUGAACGGAUUGACUUUGAUAAGUACACAGUUUACGAUCAGAAACUGAAGGAUUGGAGACUUCACAAGGAGCAGGCCUGGUCAGACAAGAGAAUGAUAUAUACCGACCAAAAACAAUGGCUCAUGAAUUUCUUCAAUGUUCCGAGACUCGACUGCCCGGAACUGCUCAUUGACGGCAAUGACAUGAUGAAGUUCACGGAAGUCUGGUAUAAGGCUCCUGGGAUGAGAUACGAGAAGGGCUACAAUGAAAGUAUGGGAGAUACCGGUAUAUUGAUGAGGAUUUUCCCUCCGAAGAAGACGGAUUACCUUUAAGUUUAGUCCGUUGUGACCAACAUAAUAUACUGAAUGUUAACAUUUGGUUAUAAAAUAUAGCUGUUCUAAACACACGUGUUAACAUUUUGUGUACCUGUUCAUUGUUGAGAUUACAUAGUUGUGGAAAACAUAA